GUUGAACGGACGUCGUCGUCGAACCGUCUCUUCGUGUACGUAAUUUUAAGUGUAACGUCGCGAAAUUUCUUGUUGGCGUGUUAUCAGUGAUAGUGGAAAAAGAUUUUCAUUUUUCCGCCGAUUGGCGGGGGUGAGAUUUCAUAUACGAAUACGUGGGAUCCUGCUAGAAGCGGGGGCCGAUUUAACCAUUUUGUAAACCGCCUCCCCUAUGAUUUCUCCUGUUACUAUGGCGACAUCCGACAUAAUCUCAUAAGAAAAAAUUACUCUAUUUCGGGGUUUCCUAACAUAAUAUUCGGAUUUAGUAGCUUUUAAACUGCUUCAGGGGAGGGGGUGUUUGAAUUUUUUAUUUUUUUCCAGCAUUUCGUUUUUCGCGUCGUCUGGCGAAAGUUUGCUGUGCCGUAGUUGUAGUUAACAGUGUAGUGUUGAGUUUCAUUUUUUUUUUCAUCAACUUUAGCUUCGUAGAGUUAAUUAUAAGCCUUUUGUAGUUGCAAUUGUACAUCUAGUCUAGACAAAAUGGCGUUCGCAGGACUAAAGAAACAGCUUAAUAAAGCCAAUCAGUACAUGACUGAAAAAAUUGGCGGAGCCGAAGGCACUAAAUUAGACGUUGACUUCGUGGACAUGGAAAGGAAAACGGACGUCACCAAUGAACUCGUCGAAGAACUGCAAUUGAAAACUAGAGAAUUCUUACAACCAAAUCCAACAGCCAGGGCGAAAAUGGCUGCAGUCAAAGGAAUUUCUAAAUUAAGCGGCCAAGCCAAAGCUUCCACCUAUCCUCAACCCGAAGGAUUGCUCGGCGAUUGUCUACUUCAUUAUGGCAAAAAACUAGGCGACGAUAGUCUCUUUGGGCAAGCAUUACUCGAAUUUGGCGAAUCUCUGAAGCAAAUGGCUGACGUUAAAUAUGCUCUCGAUGAUAAUGCAAAACAGAAUUUUUUAGAGCCUUUACAUCACUUACAGAUGAAAGAUUUAAAAGAAGUUAUGCAUCAUAGGAAAAAAUUACAAGGUAGACGAUUGGAUUUCGAUUGUAAACGAAGAAGACAAGCUAAAGGAUCUCAUUUUACAGAUGAAGAAGUGCGACAAGCGGAAGAAAAAUUCGCAGAAUCGUUACAUUUGGCGCAGUUGGGUAUGUUCAAUUUAUUGGAAAAUGACGUGGAGCAAGUCUCACAAUUGACAACGUUCGCUGAAGGUUUGCUAGAAUAUCAUCAACAGUGCGCAGAAAUUAUGAAAUUGGCAGUUGAAAAUCUACAAGAAAAGCGAGACGAAGCUGCGAAUCGUCCGAAAAGAGAUUUUAUACCAAAAACGCUAGCUGAUCUGCAUGUGGAAGGCAUUACAUCGGACGACGUUAACGGUGCGAGUAUAUUUCACAUACCAUUACCAUCCGGACCCCAAAAUCAUAAUAACGUCCCUACGAAUCAGAAUAGUUAUAAUUCGUGGCCUCAAGGAACUUCCUACGGUCCAUCGCCUGUCCAUUCUGACAAACCGCACCAGUUGGAUCUUAAUAGCGCCAAUCAAGCGAGAUCCAGCAAUGUUUCUCCGGUCGCUUCUCCUAUGAGAAAUUCUCCAGCUAGAACGCCUAUACAUCAGACGCAACAACAACAACAACAACAGCCAGCUUCCCAAAACAAGCAGCAUCCGUGUUGCACUGCCUUGUACGAUUUUGACCCGGAAAAUCCCACCGAAUUAGGAUUCAAGGAGGGCGAUGUAAUUACAUUGAUGAAUCGAGUCGAUGACAACUGGUUCGAAGGCUAUUUGAACGGUCGUACUGGAUACUUCCCCGUUUCAUACGUACAAAUCACCGUACCUCUACCUUAAGAUAUUCCUAAAUUUUUUCUUCUCUCUCUCUCUAUCUCUCCCUUUAUCAUGUUAUCAUUUCAAUUUUAUCUUCGGUCUUAAAGUUUGCCUAUGCUUUAAUUUUGAAUAAUUACAUACUCUUGUUUUUUGUUUUACUUUAUUUUAUCCAAGUAUUUAUUUUUUGUUCUAUCUUUUUCUCUCUUCGUUUCUCUCUUUUUUUUUUAUUUAUUCAUUUAAAUGUUAUUUAUUGUUUUCGUAUUCGUCUUAUUUUCAGAUUUAGUGUAAAUAAUCAAAAGCGAUGUAUUAGUUUGAAAUAUGAUUGUUUUUUUCUUCUCUCAGUUCAUUGAUUUGUUGAUUAUUUUUAGUGUUUCGUUUUAAUUAAAUAUUUGUGAUGCUUUAAGUAUAUAUUAUAUUUUUGAACUACUUUCUUUCCCUCUUAUAUAAUAUAUAUAUUAGAAUUCUUCACUCUAAACAUGAAAUAAAAAGUGUCGAUGUUAUUACCAUUGUUAAGUCAAACUUACCAAUCUAUUCGAUUAUCUAUAGAUGUCGCCGGUGAUUAUAAUAUGUUCACAAAAAUUCCGGGCAAUGUGUUAAAAUAUUUGAUUCUUGCCAAACUGCGUAUUAUUGUAUCCUCAAACUAAUUAAAUGUUUACUUUAAUAAUAUAUUAUACAUACUUAAUUUAUUCGAUUCAAGAUACUAUCGUCGCUUUAUUUUUUUUUUAAUUUUAUUAAAAAUGAAAAUAAUCAGUCAUUAAUUUACUAAUUAAAUUUAUUCGACUAUAAUAAGCAUACGUUGAAAUUUUUUUCGAGUUAUUUUUUAUGUUUGUUAUUUCGUUUUAUCGAGAAGAUUUGAAUUUUUUAAAUUUAAUAUUGUAUUUAACAGAUAGUCGAAAAGGUACGAAAUUAUCGAACAUAUUAUUAUCAUUGAAUUUUGGUACCUAUAAUGGCUUUAUGGAUUGCAUUUAUAAAAUGUCUGUUGUUUGAAUGUAUGUAUUGUGUGUAUGUUGCUGUAUCAUCUACGUAAUACCCGUUUAAAACAGGUGCAUUUUUGAUAUUUUUGUUACAGUAUGAAAAUUGUUGUUGACUUGACUCCAUUUCCCACCUUUUAAGAUUUAUUUAGAGCACUUGUCUUCCUUUCUACGCACGAAAUCACUUCUAAUAAAUGUACGCAAUGCAGUAUUAUCGUUAAUAUAAAAUCUAGUCGUUCCAUUAUCUUUUAAAAUAAAUGUGCGUUUUAUUGAGUAAAUAUUAAUAGCGCGCCGCGCCGAACGGUUGUUUGUUGCCAACGAAAGGCCAUCUUUUAGAAAAAUUAAUCAAUUCUCCUGGAAACUUUCCCUCGAAAUUUAUCAACUUUUUGAAAUUUUUUAAACCUAUAUUAUAUUUCUUGUCGGCGCGUGCCUGGUGAACAUUUCAAAAACAAUGAAAGUUAGAUAUCAGUAAUAAUAUGUGUUACCAUAAUUUAUUUUGAAAUUGUUGUACGAUCCAACGAGAUCUGAAAAAUAAUUGAUUUAAAAAGAGAUUUGUCUAUAUAAGUAAUUUGUUAUCGUAUGAAAUGACAAUAAAUUCAUUCGUAUUCUAUUAUCCUAAAUGUAUUAAGAAGAACGUUUGUCAUAAUUUUUAAAACUACCGCGGAAUGGGGUAAUUCCGGCCACUUUUAUUUUUCUACAUAACUUAAUCUUGUUCUAGUCCUCCUAGUGCUUGCUGUACGAACCUACCAAUGGCCGCAGUCGAAGCAAGAGGGUCAGAUGAUUUGAGAUCUAAUUCUCAUGUAGAUCUCUCUCGGAUCUAUGUAGAUUAACUUUUGGGGAAAAAAUCAUCCUGAUUAACUGAUUUUUGCGAUUUUUACAGUUAUUUUUUAUAGAAAAGUCAUGGUAAGAUCUAAUACUCCCUUCCCCCUGUUUUUGCUUCUCAUUUUUUUCGAUUGACGAUACCAAAAAUACAGAGGACCUUUUUUUAUAGGAAAUUUAAUUUCCUACGAGAAAGAUUCUUGGCAUAUUUUUAGUACCUACCUUCAAAACUGGAGGAGAAAUAUCAAUUUCUAGAAAAAAAUUCCGCCCACUUGUGAUCAAGUACUAGGUAUUUUCAUCAGGAGUAAAGAUGAAAAAAUGUAACAGGGUAGCUAUGUUUGUAAAGGUGGAACUACAUACAUUAGUUCAAACGUGCAACCUCCCAACUCCUCUCUGGAGGAGAGCAUUCAACAAAAAACCUCGAAAAUUGGCCGGAAUUACGCCAUUUAACGGUAUAUAGUAUAUUCUAAAAUCUAUGUUGUAACACUUGAUUUAUUUUUAUGAAUUCUAAGUAUAUUUUAUUUGCAAGUA
Molecule: messenger RNA, 4106 nt
Organism: Planococcus citri (citrus mealybug)
Lineage: Eukaryota; Metazoa; Arthropoda; Insecta; Hemiptera; Pseudococcidae
Gene: EndoA
Product: endophilin-A
Exons: 12
Coding region: 514-1809 (431 amino acids)
Biological process (GO): synaptic vesicle uncoating
Cellular component (GO): presynapse; cytoplasm; glutamatergic synapse
Molecular function (GO): protein binding
Source: RefSeq, a predicted model, not a curated record